UGGCGUGGUUGUAGUGUUUGUGGAUUCCCGUGGAGUAUAGUGUGUUUGUAGUGUUGUAUCAAAGAGUAGAUUUGGAUUUACAGUUUAGACGGUAAAAUGACACAGCUGGACGGGGUCGUAAAACCCAAAACAAAACGAUCAAAGAGAUUUCUUCAAGGUAGAGAACCCAAACUUAAUGAAAAUAUAAAAAAAGCAAUGCUUAUUAAAGGCGGGAAUGCAAACCAGACAGUAACCCAGGCACUGAAAGACAUUUAUUCCUUAAAGAAACCCAAUGCAGUUAUGUACAAAAAGAAAAAUAUAACCAGGCCUUUUGAAGACCAAUCAAGCCUGGAAUUCUUUUCCAAGAAGUCAGACUGCUCUUUGUUUUUGUUUGGGUCCCAUAAUAAGAAAAGACCCAACAACCUUGUUUUUGGGCGGAUGUUUGAUUUCCAUGUGCUGGAUAUGAUUGAGUUGGGGAUUGAAAAGUUUGUGUCUUUGAAGGACAUCAAGAACAGUAAGAUCCCUGAAGGAACAAAACCAUUACUGAUCUUUGCAGGAGAUGCAUUUGAGACCGGUAACGAACACAAAAAGCUGAAGAAUCUCUUAAUCGAUUUUUUCCGUGGGCCUACAGUACCAUGUGUCCGCUUGGUCGGCCUUGAACAUGUUCUGCAUAUUACCGCGCUGGAAGGGAAGAUCUACCUUAGAAGCUACAAGGUUUUGCUGAAGAAGUCUGGGUGCAGGACCCCUAGGAUAGAGCUGGAAGAAAUAGGCCCCUCCUUUGAUUUCACAAUGCGUAGGAUACAUCUAGCAUCUGUUGAUCUCUACAAGACUGCACACAGGCAGCCCAAAGCUCUUAAGCCAAAGGAGAAGAAGAACAUUUCCCACGAUGUCUUUGGCAUGAAGUAUGGGCGUCUCCACAUGCAGAAGCAGGAUCUUUUCAAAUUGCACACCCGCAAAAUGAAGGGGCUAAAAAGGAAAGCAGAAAAAGCGGAGGGAGAGGAAACAGAAGCGGAAGCAAGCACUGCAAAGGCGGCAAAGAAUCAGUGAUUGAAAUGCUCGCUGCAGCCUUGGAUGGUGGUUUUGUCAUUUGCCUGCUGCGUAGAGCAGGUGACCAAAUUACUGUUUUUUUUUUGUUGUUGUAGCUGUUUCAGAAACGUCCACAAUCUUUCGGUGUGCCACUUUUUAAAACAAUUUGUAUGUGGUACUAAACAUCUGACAUCUACACAGGGUUUGGGCUUCUACAUUGCAGGCAGUUGCUUAAUCGGUGGUGGGGGGGGGGGUUGUGUUCCACAUGUAACCCAAUCACUUGCCACAAGUAUGUACCUUGUUAUGAAUCUAAAGUCUGUAUACAUGUAUCAGUGUUAGAGUAUUCAACAGCUGGUGUUUUUUUCUUUGUAAAAGGUACAUUGGAAACUGAUAUGUUUGCAUUUCUCCAGGUUCUGCAAGUAAAAUCAUUUAAAGUAAACCUGGGCCUGCAUCAGGUUGUAAGCUCCCCCUGCUGGGAAAAGGGCCCUCUUUGUUGCUGUACACAGUGCUUAGCAGUUUAACAACAGUAGGUGGUGCAAGAUGUUCAAGGACAUGUAAACAUGCAAACAGUUGAAAACGAUGGAAUGCAUGCAUACUGCAAAUGUACAUUCACACUUUACAUCUUUGGCUCAAGGAAGUUUGCAAGCCAAAGCGAACUAAUGUAACUCAGGUAGUUGAUCUACAUUUCAGCAUGCCUUAUUUUGUAUUUGUGGAAGAUAUUAUUGCAUAGUAGUAGUUCUAGUAUAGAUAAAGUUUCUUACUAUGUUCUAGUGGUAAUGGUCAGGGUUGUUAAUGUGCUGGUUUACAUUGUUAAGUUAAAUAAAUAAAUAAAGCACUUUAAAGAGA
Messenger RNA from Polyodon spathula (Mississippi paddlefish), 1851 nucleotides. RefSeq names its product ribosome production factor 2 homolog. Gene Ontology annotation, cellular component: nucleolus. Bases 97 to 1026 code for a protein of 309 amino acids. Gene Ontology annotation, biological process: maturation of LSU-rRNA from tricistronic rRNA transcript (SSU-rRNA, 5.8S rRNA, LSU-rRNA); ribosomal large subunit assembly. The transcript has 10 exons. Lineage: Eukaryota; Metazoa; Chordata; Actinopteri; Acipenseriformes; Polyodontidae. The record is from RefSeq and is a predicted model, not a curated record. Gene Ontology annotation, molecular function: rRNA binding.